This is a messenger RNA of Pelobates cultripes (western spadefoot toad), 370 nucleotides long. The record is from the annotation of a GenBank genome assembly. Lineage: Eukaryota; Metazoa; Chordata; Amphibia; Anura; Pelobatidae.
UCUUCCCCCGACAGUGCCAGAGUGCUACGCUGCAAUACAGCUGUUUACUGAUCUAUCCUCGGCAACCUUGUCUAAAAGGGAUACCUUUGGACCCAUAACCAAAGAGCUGAGAGAUGCCUACAUUCUCUACAGAUGGGGAUUUCCAACCCACUUUCUAAUUCUCCACAACGGAACGGACCACCGCAUAUUCAAACUGAAAGAAGGCCGCAAGCUGCCCUCAGAAUGGAGCAUUCCAGGGCUAUGUUCGAUCUAUACACAACUCCCAAGGCAUGGCAAAACUCUCCAACGAAAAUCACCAGAGACUGGUCUACGGUCCCAACAGCUAAGUGAUACCAAGAGUCACUCUUACUACCUAGAGGCCUAUCACUAA